GACCACCUCCAUUUUACCUCGGUCACUGGGCGGAGGAGUAGCGACUUGCAGCGGACUGCGCUGCCGGUGGAGGAGCAGCGUCCCCCGGUGGAGGUUUGAGGUCUUGGCGGCUCGAAGCGGCUUUUCUCUGGGAUGGCGGCGCUGCGGCAGCUCGCUGGAUUUGUGAGGAUUUAUCCCUGAGUUAUUCUCCGUCGGACUGAGCUGCGAAGAGGAGGCGGCGGUUCGGAUGAUCAGAUUCUUGGUGAGGAUGCGGCAGUGAGCAUGCUCAGAGCGCUCACCGUUACCAUGGCGAUGUUCAGUAGCUUCCAGGCCUGCAGCGGUCAGGACAACUGUUCUGCCAACAAUGAGUCCAAAGCCUACUGUUACUCUGCUCGGAUCCGGAGCACAGUGCUGCAGGGGCUGCCGUUCGGAGGCGUGCCCACUGUGCUCGCUCUCGACUUCAUGUGUUUCCUGGUGCUGCUGUUCGUCUUCUCCAUCCUGAGGAAAGUAGCGUGGGAUUAUGGCCGCCUGGCGCUGGUCACGGAUGCAGACAGACUGAAGAAGCGUUUCAGAGACAUGGAGGAGCACGAAUACGUUGCCUCUGCGAUGCAUUCAGAGACUCCCGACCGCUAUGAACGCCUCACCUCAGUGUCCAGCUCAGUGGACUUAGAACAGAGAGACAACGGCUUCUGUUCGUGGCUUACGGCCAUUUUCAGAAUAAAGGACGAGGAGAUCCGGGAGAAAUGUGGCGAGGACGCCGUGCACUACCUGUCCUUCCAGCGACACAUCAUCGGUCUGCUAGUUGUCGUUGGCGUUCUGUCUGUCGGCAUCAUCCUGCCCGUGAACUUCUCAGGAGACUUGCUGGAAAACAACGCCUACAGCUUCGGUCGCACCACGAUAGCCAACCUGAAAUCUGGAACCAACCUGCUGUGGCUCCACACGACAUUCGCCUUUAUGUAUCUGCUGCUGACUGUCUACAGCAUGAGGAGACACACGUCUAAGAUGCACUACAAGGAGGACGACCUGGUGAAACGCACUUUAUUCAUUAAUGGCAUUUCUAGGUAUGCUGAGGAGAGUCAGAUCAAGCAGCACUUUGAGCAGGCGUAUGAGAACUGCACUGUGCUGGAGGCUCAGAUCUGCUAUAAUGUAGCCAAACUGAUGGCUCUGAAUGCUGAGAGGAAGAAGACGGAGCGCAGUAAGAAGUUCUUCACGGACCUGAUGGCGAAGGAACACAUUCCCACCAUGAUCAACCCCAAACCCUGCGGACACCUAUGCUGCUGCGCCAUCACCGGCUGCGAGGAGGAGGAGGCGGUCAGCUACUACACAAAGAUGGAGGCCAAACUGAAAGAGGAGUACAGGAAGGAGAAGGAGAAGGUCCACACCAAACCGCUGGGCAUGGCCUUUGUCACCUUCCAGAACGAGGCCAUGACCGCCAUCAUCUUGAAGGACUUUAACGCUUGUCAGGUCCAGGGUUGUCGGUGUCAGCUGGAGCCUUGCUCCUCCCAGUUCAGCGAAGUCCUUCAUGUUUACAACUGGAGCGUUUCAUAUGCGCCCGACCCGCAGAACGUCCGCUGGGAGAACUUAUCACUGGGUGGGAUCUCCUGGUGGAUCCGCUGCUUCAUCAUCAAUUGCAUUCUCUUCCUCCUGCUCUUCUUCCUCACCACGCCCGCCAUCAUCAUCUCCACCAUGGACAAGUUCAACGUCACCAAGCCUGUGGAGUAUCUGAACAACCCCAUCGUCACUCAGUUCUUCCCCACCCUGCUGCUCUGGGCCUUCUCUGCUCUGCUCCCCACCAUCGUCUACUACUCUGCUUUCUUUGAGGCCCACUGGACCAGGUCCGGAGAGAACAGGACCACGAUGCACAAGUGUUACACCUUCUUGAUCUUCAUGGUUCUGCUGCUGCCAUCCCUUGGACUCAGCAGUUUGGACGUGUUCUUCCGCUGGCUGUUUGACAAGAAGUUCCUGGCUGAUGCUAAAAUCAGAUUUGAGUGCGUCUUCCUGCCAGAUAAUGGAGCAUUCUUUGUCAACUAUGUCAUCGCAUCAGCCUUCAUCGGUAACGCAAUGGACCUACUGAGGAUCCCCGGUCUGCUCAUGUACAUGAUCCGGCUCUGUCUGGCUCGCUCCGCUGCAGACCGCAGGAAUGUGAAGAGGCAUCAGGCCUACGAGUUCCAGUUCGGAGCGGCGUACGCCUGGAUAAUGAACGUCUUCACGGUGGUGAUGGCCUACAGCAUCACCUGCCCCAUCAUCGUCCCCUUCGGUCUCAUGUACAUGCUGCUGAAACACCUGGUGGACAGAUAUAACAUGUACUACGCUUACCUGCCCUCCAAACUGGACAAGAAGAUCCACUCAGGAGCUGUCACUCAGGUGGUCGCUGCGCCCAUCCUCUGCCUCUUCUGGCUCCUCUUCUUCUCCACCGUACGAACAGGCUUCGAGACUCCGACCUCCAUGUUUACCCUGGUGGUUCUGAUUGUCACCAUCGUGGUCUGCCUGUCCCACGUUUGCUUCGGACACUUUAAGUACCUGAGCGCCCACAACUACAAGAUUGACACGAAGGACAAUGAAGCAGAUGCUAUGAAGAAUGGACGCCCUGCUCGACCUUCGUCCUCCCCGACCUCUAAAUCUCAGCUGCAGCAGCAGCAGGCGCAGCAGCAGCAGAUGUACAUCGCCCAGGUGCUCCAGGACCCGAACUCAGAUGAGCCGGGUGGCGCCAGCAGCGAGGAGGACCGGGGCUCGUCGCAGGACGAGGAGAUGCUAAAUGGAGGGACCAGCAUCAACGAGGCGGAUUUCCAGUCAGGGGAGGACAGUCUGAUCGCCAACGAGGUCCACCAUUAGCUAGGGGUGGAGCCAGAGGGAGGGGCGGGACUAGCCACGCGAUAGUUAAAUUUAAAGAUGACUGGAGAUUCACUGCUCGCACUCAGACAGUAGUCUGGCUUGGUUAGCUCCGCCCCCUCUCAGCCUGAAGACUUGACCCUGACAUUUGACGCCAGUGCCAGAU
Molecule: messenger RNA, 2974 nt
Organism: Nematolebias whitei (Rio pearlfish)
Lineage: Eukaryota; Metazoa; Chordata; Actinopteri; Cyprinodontiformes; Rivulidae
Product: CSC1-like protein 2
Exons: 24
Coding region: 262-2811 (849 amino acids)
Cellular component (GO): plasma membrane
Molecular function (GO): calcium-activated cation channel activity; nucleic acid binding
Source: RefSeq, a predicted model, not a curated record